Cylindrotheca closterium is the source of this 498-nucleotide messenger RNA. The record is from the annotation of a GenBank genome assembly. Lineage: Eukaryota; Bacillariophyta; Bacillariophyceae; Bacillariales; Bacillariaceae.
AUGACUCUUGCGCCAACAUAUACCACUAGAUUCCAACAUCCUCCUCCUCCCCUAUCUACUGGUACAACACUUGACGCGUUCAAAUGGUUCGGAGGAAGCGAUGAUGACAAUGAAGAUGAAAAGAAGGAAAAGUCAGAUGAAUUUUUGACAUCCACCAAUUUGGGCAAUGUUGCAAGCGUCAUUGAUUCCAUGUCAAACUUCAAGAAAUCACAACGAAUUGAGGAGCGGACAAACAAUGUCAUGAAGGAUUUAUCGACGACCAUGCUCACUGGAGAAUCUUCUGAUGGCAAGGUUAAAAUUACUUUCAAUGGUCAAAUGAAACCAGUCGGGGUUGAAGUCGACCCAGAAUACUUUCAGACACUCGAACGGGAUGAAGAGGGAUGUUCGCAGCUGAGUUCAGCUAUUCAACAGGCACUGGUAGAUGUCAACGAAAAGUCAACGCGAAAAGUGGAAGAGAAAAUGAAGGGUAUAUACCAAGACAUUGGUUUUGACACCUAG